AUGAGCGAGGAAGCAGCGACAAACAAACCGACGUCGGGUCUGGUAUCCUUCGUGACCGGUGGCUUCGGCGGAGUGUGUCUUGUGGCAACUGGUCACCCACUGGACCUCAUCAAGGUCAACAUGCAGACGCAGCCGAAGGCACUUCCUGGUGAGCCGCCCAUGUACUCCAACGCGGUCGACUGCGCCCGCAAAAUGAUCGCCAAGGACGGGGUUCGCGGUCUGUACCGUGGAAUGUCGGCACCUCUAGUGGGUGUCACCCCGAUCUUCGCCACGUGCUUCUGGGGCUACGACAUGGGCAAGCUCAUUGCCAUCAAGUCGUCGGGUCAGUCACCGACGACGCCACUGUCCAUGGGGCAGAUCAUGUUUGCUGGUGGCUUCUCGGCCAUCCCAGCCACUGUGGUCAUGGCGCCUGGCGAGCGCAUCAAGUGCUUGCUCCAGAUCCAGGCGCAAGCAGUUGAGCGCGGUGAGCCCAAGCUGUACGACGGUAUGGUCGACUGUGCCAAGAAACUGUACCGUACUGGUGGUCUCUCGAGUAUUUUCCGCGGAUGGGAAGCUACUCUGCUGCGUGAUGUUCCAGGUUCUGUGGGAUACUUUGGCGGCUUUGAGGCAAUCAAGCGCGGUCUGACGCCCAAGGGCAAAGAUCCAUCAGACUUGAACGCGUUCCGUGUGUUUGUGGCGGGAGGUUUUGCCGGUAUCAUCAACUGGGUCAUCGCGAUCCCGCCCGAUGUGAUCAAGUCGCGUAUCCAGACUGCUCCGGAGGGCACGUACCGCGGCAUCGUGCACUGCUUCCAGGUGCUCAUGAAGAACGAGGGCCCUGGCGCGCUUUUCAACGGUGUGGGGCCUGCUAUGGCUCGUGCAUUCCCGGCCAACGCCGCCUGCUUCCUUGGCGUAGAGUUCUCCAAGAAGUUCCUGGGCUUCUUUGGUCUCUACUAG
This is a messenger RNA of Phytophthora infestans T30-4, 933 nucleotides long. RefSeq names its product mitochondrial carnitine/acylcarnitine carrier protein, putative. NCBI's taxonomy places the organism in Eukaryota, Oomycota, Peronosporomycetes, Peronosporales, Peronosporaceae. Gene Ontology annotation, biological process: carnitine transmembrane transport; mitochondrial transport. Gene Ontology annotation, cellular component: mitochondrial envelope. The record is from RefSeq and is a predicted model, not a curated record. Bases 1 to 933 code for a protein of 310 amino acids. The transcript is spliced from 6 exons. Gene Ontology annotation, molecular function: O-acyl-L-carnitine transmembrane transporter activity.